GCAUGUAUACCUAGACGUUGUGAAGUCCCUGUUUUGCUGCUAGGGCCAAUCUCUUCCUUCACUCAACACUUUUAUAUGCCCACUAAUACAAACGAUGAUGAGAUGGAUCGUUUCACAGUCUCAAAGACUCGGGGCGUGAUGGAGACAUAUGGGUACCGCAUUUUCUUAGUCUUGCAUCCCAAUAGAAUGUAAGGAACGAUUGGCUGGACGCAAAUAAGUACGUGAGUCGCCUCAAGGGUUUCUCCACUUCGUAUGCUAUGACGAAAAGCCGCCAGGACAGACCGUAACCCGCUGCACUCCAGAUGCCUCCCCUUCCCCUCGACGAGCGCAUCGUGGUCGUUCAGUGCCCCAAGAGCUCGGCUCUGGACGUGGCCUCUCAGCAGUCCCACAGUGCCUCUGUCAGAAGCAACACAACACCUUUCAAACCCCAAUCCCAACCCCGUCACACCCGUCCCCAUAUUUCUUCCUCCUCUCCCUCCUCCUCCACCUCCUCCUCCUCAUCCUCCUCAGCACACACGCGAAGGUCCCCCCGGCCUCAGAAGCUCAAGGGGGGGAGGGCCGAAGGUGGCCCCCGCGCUCAGCACAGCGACGGAGUGCUGGUACUGGGGACUAGACAACGUAAGCAUACGCACACCGUAGACAUCAAGCUCUCUCUGGCUGCUGGGACGGGGGAAGCGAGCAGUAUCUCCAGGAAGGAGAAGGGGGGCAGUGUGAGGCGUAGCGGGAGUCUGAAGGGGAACAAGGAGAAGAAGGUAUCUUUGCACCUGGACUUAGGGCGGGGUGAAAAAAAAGGAGAAAACACAGGGAAAACGGGGGGGGCGGUUCAGCAGCUCCAGAGCCAGUCCCAGACCAAGAAGAAGAGUCAACCCAGCACUCACCACCGAAGCCAGCUGAAUCCUGGAGAGGGAAACGGAUUAUACUCCAAGUUUACUAAGGACCUAGAGCGAGACCCAGCUCCUCAGACACACCCUGAGACAGCCAGCUUCUCUUCCCGAGUACUGCAGGAGGUUCCAUCUGCAGGGAACAAAGAGAACUCCAAACUGAGACCAGUCCACCAACCUUCCAAUUCCUGUUGCCAGCCCCAGCCACACAAUUCAGUCCCAGUGCCUCAUGCUUCAGUGCUGAACACCCGAUAUACUGCCCUAGCCCUAGCCUCCCACUCCACGGCCCCACUCCACCACCAGUUCAGUCAGCCUCGUCCAUCCCGGACCAGGGAACGCCCCUUGCCGCACCUCCAUGCAAUCUCCAAAUCAUGUAGCUCUUCCAGGGGGGUUGGUUUCCCCGGCCCGGCUCCAACCUGCUGCCUUGACCCCUCCCAGCCUGUCAGUUGUGGAUGCUGCAAGCUUGUCCACUUCGGGCCUGGGGGUGCGUGGUCUUCUGGAUGCGAAGGUGGCGGUGGGGUGGUUGGGGGUUGCCGUGGCUCCAGAGUCAUGGGCCUGAAAUCUCUAGGAGGAUGCCUGUCUACCUCAUCUACCACCAACACCUCCUCGUCCAAUAGCACCGUGUCCGAUUGUCACAUUAGGCCCCUGAGGCACAUGGGAUGUAUGUCCUGCUCAGGCAGGGGGGGCAGCUUCCAGAGCCCCACUGCCUUUCGCAAAAAGCUUGUGGGAGGUUGCCUGCCGUGUGCGCCCCUCUCCACGUCCGCCCCGCUCCGCGUCUUACAAAACUGCGUCAGCGGCUGCCACCCAAAAAGCAGCCAGACAGGCAGCUCCACAUGCAGCUACUGUAGCAGUGACCCUAUUGUGGUCAGCUACAACCCCCUGAGGGGGAAGUUCGGCGGGCUGGGUCGGGGCGGAGGGGUGCGUACCGCUGGCUCGUUCUCGGCAGACGACGAUGAUUAUAGCGUGCGCACCAUCUGGCCAGAGGAGCUGGCGAAAAAGAUGACCCGCUCCAAAGACCAACAGAACCACCAAGCUGCUGAGAUGCCUGGUGACCUGUGUGGCAGCCAGAAGCAGAACGGCAGUGACGGGACCAGCCCUGUGGUUCUGGACUGCCGGAAUCUUCUAGAAUUCACCCGCUCUCAUCUGACAGACCAUGCGGGACGUCGCUGCCUGCAGCAAGGGAAGAUGGCAGUUCUGGACUUCAUUGGGUCAAGGGAUUCGAAGGACGUGGGUCGAGAUUCCCUGAAGAGGCUGUGGACCAAAGAGGGAGAGACUGAGAGUGGGUUUGUCCCUGAGAACCCCCUGACCCAGCCACUCUCCCCCUGUCCUCCCACAGCCCGCUCCCCACCCUCCAUUUCUCCUCCAUCUUCUGCCCACACCAGCCUCACCAAGCCCAGGCACAGGGAGGGCACAUACCCUGCAUCUCACACACUCCCAAUGGCCCAGCCUCUCCAGCUGGUCUUGAAAUCACUCAACAGAGAUCAAGAUGAGGAAAACAGGAAAGUGCAUGAAUCCAAUCCCCCCCUUUCACUCCCCCUUUCCUCCUUCCUGCCUGGCUCCCUGUCUGCCGAGGAGGGUGAGAUCACCCCCGAUGUGGAGAAUGCACCCCUUAGUCCCAUACUCCCCUGCCUGUUCCUCGGGAAUGAGAGGGACGCCCAGGACCUCGACCUGCUGCUGCGGCUGAACAUUGGCUUUGUGGUGAACGUCACCACCCACCUGCCCCUCUACCACCGGGACUCGGGCCUGAUCCACUACAAGCGGCUGCCCGCCACAGACAGCAGCAAGCAGAACCUCCGGCAGUAUUUCGAGGAGGUCUUCGAGUUCAUCGAGGAGGCACAGCAGAGUGGACGAGCAGUGCUGGUACAUUGCCAAGCUGGGGUCUCUCGCUCGGCCACCGUCGUCAUCGCCUACCUGAUGAAGCACACCCUCAUGACAAUGACAGACGCCUACAAGUAUGUGAAGAGCCGGAGGCCGGUGGUCUCGCCCAACCUCAACUUCAUGGGCCAGCUGCUGGAAUUUGAAAGAGAUCUCAACUCAGGCGUCACCCCACGCAUCCUCACGCCCAAACUCAGCGGCCUGGAGACCCAGGUCUGAGGGGAGUGGGCGAGUGAGUGAGGGAGGGAGAAGAUGGAGGGAUAGGCUCACAAAAGAAGGAGAGGAGGGAAGAACAAGAAUGCUACAUGGGAGGGAGGAAGAGAGAGAGAGAGAGAGAGAGAGAGACAAUUACUAAGAUGUGCAUAUAUGGAGAGAGGGAGAUUAAGAUGAUUAUAAUGAAUGUAGGGGGAAGAGGUGGAACAUAGAGAUAUGUGGGCAAUACUGACAGCAUCAUCUAGUAAAGUUAUUAAAAUCUUCUUUUGAAGUUUAUAUAACUGCUGCUACCUUUUCGAAUGAACAUAAAAUAUGAUAUUUUGGGUGGACUUUGAUAAUUGGCCUUUACCUUUUCUUCACUUCAGUUAUUUUUUUGUGGUCCACAAGAAAUAUUUUUCUAUUACUGGGAUUUAUUUUUUUGAAGAUGUGUAAUAAAUCGCUAUUAAUAAUUCUAUAAAUUAGAAUGGGGUUAAAUGGAGCCAGUAUGGAAUCCCAGGACAAUAGAUUAAAGUUUUACCAGAUUAAAUUAUAAUUAAAUGAGUGAAAAUAGAGCACAGGGAAGUUGGAGAAUAGUUCAGUGGCCAAACUGAUACUCUGGUGGAUCUAACAGGCCUCAAGUGAAGGUGUGAAUGUGGAUGGAAGCAGAACGAAAAGGAAAUGUGUAAACCACGUGGACAGUUUAAGAUUUUUUGCGCUUUCAGUCCUUCGAUACAUCUUCCAAAAAUAUACAGUUCUCAGCGGUGGUGGGCACAGCUAACCGAAAAGUUAAUUUCUAUAGCCGCUAAUCCAUUAACUCCGAAGUUUUAUUUAAUAACGCUAAACUGAUUAACGAACGGCUAAAAAAACAGCAGAAGCUCACGAUAAAAGCGAACUGGUCACUCUAUUAAUUUUGCUUCAGUUUGGUUUUGUGCUCUGAAACUCUUAAAAUAUACCUAGAGAGCUGAAAUUCUAACCCGUUUAGCAAUUAAGUUCUGUAUGGCUGGAGUGAUUACCUGGGGGUAUUUAGGAUCGGGGAUCGCUAGAUUCUGUAGAGUCUCCAAAAUAGAUGUUCUUUUUUUUCUAUAAGCAUUAUCGUUGGAGUCCUACUCCGUGACUGGCCCAUGCUGACAUUUUGCCCUCAGUGAAGCCACUUAGGGACUAUAAGUGUGGCGCGGUUUACUGAGAACUGGGAAGGCGGGUCUCAGGGCUUCAUCGGCCUAUAGCUCUGUCAAUCAGAGCCCGGAAAAUAUAGGAAAACAAUCCGGAGCUGAAUCGGGAUUUCAUAUGUAGCUGGACAACUUGUCCUAUUUAAGGUAUUCUGGGCUAAAUGCAAGUAAACGUAGAUAGUCCAUUUAAACCGGAGUACCUGAAGUCCAACAAGUUGUACAGGAAAUCCAGCUUUGUGAUACAGGCUCCAGUUCUCUGCUUGGUUCAGGGUGCCCCAGUUUAAAUGGACAUUGUCUUCCUUCACUUACAUUUAGCCUCAACUACCUUAAAUCCAACAAGUUAUAGACCAGUCACAUCUUGUGUUUGCAUAUGUAGUCAGCCAACAUUCUGGCGGAUGGACUGUUGCAGACGCGCUGAUAACAGAUUGGAACGAAUUUGUGUGAUUUUAAUGUAUAUCUUUGACCAUUAAACUGUAUUUACUUUACCUUUGAAAAAAUGUUAGCGGAAGCUACUUGAUCCACUAAUGGUUUUCAAAGUAAAAAAGCGAAGCUUCGCUAAUUAGUUGUCAGUAAACUAGCAGAACCCUCCCCACCGCUGGUUCUCAGUGUUAAUAUGUAAUCAUUUCAUUAACAAAUGCAUUUGUUAUUUUUAAAAAUGUAUUUAAUGAUUCAUUCAGCUGAAUAUUUGAUAAGGCUUUAUAUUAACUGCACUCAUAAGGCUUUUAUAAUGCAUUCACAAAACAUUCAUUGCACCUUCAUAAUGCAUUUGUCAUGCAUUCAUAGAGCAUUCAUAAGUGUCACGAUUACGGACCGGGCCAGCGGGGCCGCUGCCCAGGGGCCCUUGGGGUGCAGGGGGCCCGUGGGGCCCCUAGCCCAAAACAAUUUGCAACGCUUAUCGACAAUGUAUUUUCGUUGGUCUAUUUUAGAGGGCCUACACUCUUUGAUCCUCUGCCUACAAGGGCCCCUGACCCUAUAGGGAGGGCGUUUGGCUGCCAAGGGCCCUUGAAUUGUGGUGGUUGUGGUGGUGGUGCUGGUGUUGGUGGGGUGCCCUCACGAACGUUUUACCCAGGGGCCCACACAACCCAUAAUCCGUCCCUGACACUAUAUGUACAAAAGUAUUGGGACACCUGGCCAUUACACCCACAGGAACCUUUAUGACGUCACAUUCUAAAUCCAUAGGCAUCAGUGUGGAGUUGGUCCCCCCUUUGCAGCUAUAACAGCGAGUGUGUAUUUGGGAAUUUUUGCCCAUUCAUUCAGAAGGGCUUUUGUGAGGUCAGGCACUGAUGUUGGACUUGAAAGCCUAGCCUGCAGUCUCCAUUCUAGUGAUUCCCAAAGGUGUUUGGUAGGGUUGGGGUCAGAACUUUGUGCAGGCCAGUCAAGUUCUUCCACACCAAAUUCACCUGACCAUGUCUUCAUGGACCUUGCUUUGUGCACUGGAGCACAGUCGCCUAGGCAGGUAAUGUUCUCCUGGCAUCCGCCAAACCCAGACUUGUCCAUCAGACUGCCAGACAGAGAAGUGUGAUUCUUCACUCCACAGAACACAUUUCCGCUGCUCCAGAGUCCAGUGGUGACAUGCUGUACACCGCUCCAUCUGACGCUUGCCAUUGCGCUUGGUGAUGUGAGGCUUGCAUGCAGCUGCUCAGCCAUGGAGGCCCAUUCCAUGAAGCUCUCAGCCCACAGUUUUUAUGCUGGGGUUAAUGCCGGAGGGAGUUUGGAGCUCUGCAGUUACUGAGUCAGCAGAGUGCUGGUGACUUUACACACCAUGCAGCUCAGCUCUCGGCGACCCGCUCUGUACUUUACCUGGUCUGCUGGGUUUCUGUUGUUCCUAAAUGCUUCCACUUUGCAGUAAUACCACAUCCAGUUGAUUGUGGAAUAUCUAGAAAGGAAUCAUUUUCACGAACUGUCUUAUUGCAAAGGUGACAUAAUAUGACAGCGCCAUGCUUGAAUUCACUGAGCUCUUCAGUGUGACCCAUUCUUUCACAAAUGUCUGUGAACCUCACUGCAUGGCUAGAUGCUUGAUUUUAUACACCUGUGGCAAUGGGUCUGAAUGAAACCCCUGAAUUCAAUGAUUAAGGAGUGUAUCCCAAUGCUUUUGUCCAUAUCGUAUACCUUAGCAACCGUAAUAUACAUUAAUAACAAACAAUAUAUGAUCAUACGAUUAUAAUGUUUGUUAUGAAUGAACAUGAUGUUGUGGUAUACUUACAUUCAGCUUGGUCUAUGACGAAGGUGUACCGGAUUAUUUUACGAAUGCAUUGUAAAAGCCUUAUGCAGAUACAGUCAAUGUAAAGCAUGAAUAAAUAUUUAUUUGACUGUCCAUUCAGUAGAAGUAUGUUUUCUCGAACUCUCUAGGAUUAAAUAUAUAUAUAAUAAAAAUCAAGGUGAGAGGGUCUGGAGGACACAAAAUUCCAGUUGAUAUUUCAGUGGAGACCUGGAACUGUGAACAUUCCAGCUGGAAUGAUUUAAAGAGAAAGAAAACGACGAGGACAAACUGCAAAAUCAUUCUGAAGUACAUUCUAACUUUUUCUUAUUGUGAACUGUGCUACUGAAUCUGUCAGAUGCCUUUCACAGUGUUUUCCUGUUUAUCCCACUAGUCAUUUUCCUACAUUUUAUCUGUGCAUCUGGUCAUAUCGUAUGAUACAUGAAUCCAGUCCAUGUCUUUGACCGUGACAGACGUCACUUUAUCCUUUUUGACAGAGAUUUUAUGGGGAGUUAAUGCAGACGCACCUUUUCAUCUUUCUUCAGCUGUCAUUUCUUCAACUCACCUCUCUAGAGUGGUUCUUCCAUUCUGACGUUUGCUGACUAAUACCAAGCAUUCUUGCAUUCUGGUACUUUGAAUGAAUCUGUUAAGGAAGCUUUAUUGUGAAUUUCACUGUGACUAACCAGGUAUUGUGUAUUUCCCCAUUUUUCUGAAGCCGGGAAACAAUGUGUUCAUUAGUGUCACAUCACUGUAUUACAGCAGCACCAGCUGCUCAAUCUGAUGUAAAUAUGUGUUUUUUUUCUGUUCCCUAGUUACAGUAAUUCAUUCAGGUGUCACAUUUCAUCACUAUGCAGACAAGGGGAGGGGCAGACACACCAGAUGGAGAGGAAAAGUUAUUUUUUUAAUACCUUGGCUUCAAGGAUUCCGGAGAUUGUUUGUCACAGCCAGGGUAUGCAGUCAGACUACAGCCUGCAGUGAAAUGCAAGGUGGUCAACUCUGCCGCAACAAAGAGUGAAAGCAAAAUAAAAACAUUCAACAUAAUAAAAUAUAUAUGACACAUAAAUAAGGAGAGUUGUACUGCAAAAAUAAAAGAGCUGAGUUGUGCAACACAGAUCAAAUAAAGUAUGAAGUGAAGUGACCUAGACUCUAAUUAGUUGUUAUAUUGGUCAUUAAACAGUGGUACCUCGGCAUACAUCCUUAAUCCGUUACAGAUCCUUGGAUUUAUACCAAACAGGACAUACACCAAACAGGAUGUAUACCAAACAGAACGUACACCAAACAGGACGUAUACCCAACAAAUUUUUCCCAUAAGAAAUAAAGGGAAAAUGAUUAAUCUGUUCACAUGAAAAAAAUCACAUUGUUAACUGCAUAUUAUACAUUGAUGGGGUUGUAUAUAUAUAUAUACAUACAUAUACAUAUAGACACACAUAAUUUAAACACUGCUUAAUACUACUAUACAUAAAUAUAAAAGCAAUUAGAUUAAAUACAUGAAAAGAUAGUUAUAGCGCGGGUUGUUCACUGAAUGAUAGUAACUGGCGUACUGACGCUCGUGAGCAGUCAUGGCUUCGAGAGAAGUAAAGCAGAAGUUGUGUACCAAGCAAAGUUUUUCGCGUCCAAAUAGGACGUAUACCAAGUUGGACCAAACUGGACGUUUACCAAGGUACCACUGUAUUUUGAUUUUAUUUAGUUCGGACACGGAGGAGCAAUAAUGAGGGCAUUAAUAUCUGCGGACGCCUCCAGUAUGCUGUAUAUAACACUUAUAACCUUGUGUAAUGUGACUGCUAGUGCAAGGAGACUUUUUUACUAGGUCUAGGCUGGUAAAAUAGUAUCUUUAUGUCAUAGGUAAAGUGGACCCCUGAUUGUCAAGGGACAAGGAUGCUGUACAGCAGAAGGUAACCAAUAUGUGUGAUGCUUACAUUGUAACAUUUUUGCACUUAAGCAAAAUCUAAUUUGGGGUAAAGUUAGGGCACUUCCAAGGGGCGCUAAGUGACGGGGGCCCUGAAUAACUGCGGACGUAAUAGGACUGGUUUUAGUUGGGUUAGCUGCUCUUGUGCUUGUUCUUAAUACCUGGCUAUGCUUUGAGGGGCAUCAGAGCUGUGAAAAUUACAUAUCUGGCAAAUGUCUGGAAAUGAUCUCAAAAUCUCCUUUCUCAAAUGUUUCCAAAGUGGAGGUGAAAUGGUAGCUAUAAAAUAAAGCAUUUAGUAUCGAUGACAGAACAUACGGAAUAUUCUGGCUAGUCACAUUUAAGUGUCUUCCAAAAAAUAUAGCGUACACUUAAAAUAUAAAUAUAUAAUUUAUAUAUGCAGUAGUAGGUGCCAGUUAUUGCUUUUGAAUGGUACUAAGCUUUAAUAUUUGAUUACUGAAUAAUAAUGAUUACUGACAAUUAUUUUCUGAUUCGUUCAUUUAUGUUGGGAAACAUGACUCGUGUAAAAUACCUGAAAUACCUGUCAAGGUCUUUGAAUCUUCAGUCCAUUAAACAAAAACACUCUCAGCGGUCCCAGCUGGUUUUCCUAGUCCUUUGUUAGCCUUUGCCUAGUUUUUUGCCAAUGCUGUGUUCAUAAACAUGUGUGGAAUUGCCUGUUCAGUACUGGUGUCUGCAUUCCUGUCAGUUCUAAUCACUUGACUGCCUAGUUAGCCUGGAAAACUAUGCGUUCACAUCAAUUGCCAAAACGUCCAAUAGAUAACAACAGAGAGCUGAUGAACCUAACUCACCGUAGCUGUCAAAUGAAAAAAUAAAGCCACCUUAGCACAAACAAUGUAAAAAUUGAUAAUAUAGAGACUAGAAAGUUACAUCUGAGUGCUUUCAACUUCUGCAAAGAAGAAUGAAUCAGAUGGAAAAUGAAUAUCAUGUGUACUAUUUUCUUUGAAAGCUUGUAACAAAUGUCAACUGAUUUGUGUAUGUUUAUAAUGAUACAUACAAUUGCUGUUUGAUUUUUGAUAUCCCAUUGGUGGUGCCAAAUCUCUAAGUGUAUUGAAUAGAAGUAGGAGAAUUGCAUAAAGGACGGAUGAUACUGUGAUAGCUUGUGGCCCCACUGUGCUCUGUCUGUCUCAGCUUUUUCCUAUUAUUGGUGUAGUGUGGUACUGUAGCUACAACAUUACAUGAAUGCUGAUUUAGCUGAGUCAAUUGUCAAGACGUCAGAGCAUUGAAUCCAUGUAACCCGUCAGCUUGGGCUCACAGCGCAUCCAGCGUGCCUGUGUGUAGUGCAGUUGCUGUUUGACCGUCGCACUUCUGUUUGAUGUUCGUAGUAAAACUCAGUGACUGGGCACUAACCCCACAUGCCUGUGUGCACUUGCAUUAUGCACUCAAAGUAUAUUUAAGUGUUUUUGUCUACCUGAGAUGGGUGGUGGUCGUCUUUGUGUGUGAGAGCCUAAGUAACCAGCCCUAAACAUAACUGUGUGAGAGACUGGAGAUAUUGCUGUGAAUUAAGAAGUAUGACACUAACGAUAAUGAAGAAAAUCCUGUAUUAAUACCACUGUACUUGCUGAACCUAAAACAACCUCUUCAAAUCAAAAAGUUGGAUGAAGUUUAACUUGUCUUCCCUGUGAUGUUUCUGGGAAA
Messenger RNA from Brienomyrus brachyistius, 9870 nucleotides. RefSeq lists its product as uncharacterized. Bases 303 to 2975 code for a protein of 890 amino acids. Gene Ontology annotation, biological process: negative regulation of JUN kinase activity; protein dephosphorylation. Gene Ontology annotation, molecular function: protein tyrosine/threonine phosphatase activity; MAP kinase tyrosine/serine/threonine phosphatase activity. NCBI's taxonomy places the organism in Eukaryota, Metazoa, Chordata, Actinopteri, Osteoglossiformes, Mormyridae. Gene Ontology annotation, cellular component: cytoplasm; cytosol. The record is from RefSeq and is a predicted model, not a curated record. The transcript has 4 exons.